Molecule: messenger RNA, 1404 nt
Organism: Caenorhabditis angaria
Lineage: Eukaryota; Metazoa; Nematoda; Chromadorea; Rhabditida; Rhabditidae
Source: the annotation of a GenBank genome assembly
AUGCCAAGUAGUUGAGCCUAGAAACCCUAGUUUUCAAGCAGCCGCUUCUUGAAUAAUCAAUUACAGGUCAAAAUGUAACAUUAGAUGGAAGUGCUCUUCUUGAUUGCCACGCCGAAAUCUUGGUUCGCCGAGGUCUUCAAAGAUUUUUGUACAACGAAAUCAUCAAAUUUGUUUCGCUAACCCAUGAUUCAAUAUUUCGCGAAGGACAUCGUGGAAAACUCAUCCUUAGACCUGGAAUCACUUUUCAUUUAUUCAUUAACACAGCACCAUGUGGAACUGGAAGAGUUAUGGUAAGUCUAAGAAAUUUUGAACUUGAAAAUGAAGACAAUUUUGAAUUUUGAAAUUUUUUAAUGAAAAUUUCGAGUAAGUCUGAUUCAAGUUUUUUGUAACUCAAAACGAUAUAUAAGCCUUAAUAAAUUUUUUUCAGAAAAAAGUGAAAGAAGAAAAUGCAGAAGAAGUUCAUUUGGCAUUAAAACUUCGCUUCAAAAUCGACAAAGGAAUGGGUACUGUACUUGGAAACGAUGACGAAUUCACAGAUCCGCAAACUUUUGAUGGUAUUUUGUUAGGAGAACGGAUGAGAACAAUGUCAUGUUCGGAUAAAUUGUUGAGAACCACUGUUUUAGGUAUGUGAUUGGAAUUUUUUUUUAAUAAGGAGAUUUUUAUUCUGAAAAUUUCAAUUCUAGGUAUUCAAGGAUCUUUAUUGUCACAUUUAAUCGAUCCAAUUUAUUAUACAUCAAUCGGAGUGGCCGAACAGAAUAAUAAUGCAAGACUACAACGGGCGGUGAAUACGAGAUUGAAUGGAUUUAUUCCACCUUUUCCUUAUAAAAAGAAAAAUGUUCUCGUUGGACAAUGUCAGGUACUUUCUUAUUAUUUGAUUUUUGUAAUUGUUGUUCAAAAUGUAUUCUUAUAGAUUGAUGAUACUGAACAAGCUUCUUCGAAUAAUGCAAAAACUACGCCGAAUUCAGUGAAUUGGAAUAUUGCUGAUGGAAAUGUUGAAAUAGUUCGAACUGGUGAUGGAAAAGUUCAUACGAAAGAUUUGACUGGGGUUGAGAUUAUCAAUUCAUCAAGAUUGUGUAAAAAGGAAAUGGCGGAAUUGAUGGUGAAAGUAGGUUUUUUUGGAGAAAACUUGGAAAAUCAGAAGAUUGAGCUCUAAUUUUAGAUCUUGGCUCGAAAAACUUUUGAAGCUGACUAAAAUUCAGAUUUCAAAUCACAAAAUGAUUGUUUUUCCAGGUUUGUAAAAUUGCGAACAUCGAAAUUGAACCAAAUUUGACAUAUGAAAGCCUCAAAAGUGGCAGUCUGGAAUACGAUUCGGCGAAAACUGCAUUCCAAAAAUAUUUACGCACAAAUGAUCUCGGAAUUUGGCAGAAAAAGCCGAGAGAAUUUCAACUUUUCAAAGUUACCUAA